This is a messenger RNA of Cladophialophora immunda, 384 nucleotides long. RefSeq lists its product as uncharacterized. The record is from RefSeq and is a predicted model, not a curated record. The transcript has a single exon. The coding region runs from base 1 to 384 and encodes 127 amino acids. Lineage: Eukaryota; Fungi; Ascomycota; Eurotiomycetes; Chaetothyriales; Herpotrichiellaceae.
AUGUCCAACAACAUCGGCGGUAACGACGCCAGCAGCAACAACACCAACAGCGACGACACCAGCCGCAACAACACCGACAGCAACAACAACAGCAACAACGCCAGUAACAACACCUACAGCAGCAACAUCAACAGCGACGACUCCAGCGGUACCGAUAUCAGCGGUAUCAUUAGCACUAGCCGCGCCGACAACAUCAACACCGUCACCACCAUCCUCACCAUCGCCGCCGUCACUACCAUCACCAACGUCAUCACCAUCACCGUCGUCUCCACCAUCACCAUCGUCACCGUCGUCACCACCGUCACCCCCGUCACCAUCACCACCACCAUCCAGCCCAUCUCCAGGUUCAGAUUCCAUCGUCUCACUCGCUCAGGGCAUUUAUAG